Molecule: messenger RNA, 1479 nt
Organism: Neoarius graeffei (lesser salmon catfish)
Lineage: Eukaryota; Metazoa; Chordata; Actinopteri; Siluriformes; Ariidae
Gene: rnf4
Product: ring finger protein 4
Exons: 8
Coding region: 321-875 (184 amino acids)
Biological process (GO): positive regulation of transcription by RNA polymerase II
Molecular function (GO): transcription factor binding
Source: RefSeq, a predicted model, not a curated record
AGAGCGCUUGAUAUUUCAUCCAUAUUGUUAUUUUUAAUUUAUAGUUGACCAACGAUGUUUAAAAACAGAAGUUUAAUUUUUUUUGCAGAAUAAAACUAAACCGGGAAGCGACACAAAGCUUUGUACAAUUGCAGGCUAACAUCUUAGCUUUGCUGGAAGUCUGUUAUUGUUAGCUGUUGAACAGGAAGUAAACUCUACACUGUUGUUUAUAUUCAAUUUAUUGUCGAAGUUGGUGGAGUGGAGACUUUGGACGUCUUUAGGGUCCAUGAACAUUAAUUUGUUCUUUCUUUACGUCCGAAGAACGUCUUGUCAAAUUAAUAAUGAGCAGCGCGAUUCCGAGGAAAAGACGGACAGCUUCUACUUCAUGUUCGCGACGCAACAGCAAAAGAAGCAGAACACAAAUGUCUCAGGCUUCCAUGGAAACCAUUGAUGUGAUAGAAAGCGACAGGUUAAGCAGUGAAGAGGUCGUCGAUUUAACCUGCGAAGGAUCAGAGCCUGCUGUGGUUGAUCUCACGAACAAUGAUUCAGUUGUGCUGGUGGAUGAUGGUACACAGAGCAGACACACCGAGCAGGACACGGAGAGUUAUGUUCUGAGCAGCGAUGACGAGGAAGAGCAGUGUCCAGGUCUCAAUCCAGCUCUCCUGUCAUCACUACAUGCAAGUGCAAAAGCCAGGUCUACACCUGGAGCGGUUAGCUGCCCUGUGUGCAUGGAUGCUUAUGCAGAGGUCAUCGAGAGCGGACGGCUCAUGGUCUCCACCAAGUGCGGCCAUUUGUUCUGCAGCCAGUGCAUCCGUGACUCCCUCGCCCGGGCUCACAACUGCCCCACGUGCAGGAAGAAACUCAAUUAUAAGCAGUAUCACCCCAUCUAUAUCUGAGAAACACACUGUGGUUUCACAGUUCUGUGUAAUCAGACUUGCACUUUUAUGGUUCUUGUGUUUUUGCCGUAUUCCUUCCUAAAAGCUGGCACGGUACAUCACCUGAGCUUCUUAGCAUCAUACAUUACUGGAUUAAUGUCCAUAAAGAGAACUUCAUCUGCUCAAGGACCUGGAACCAGAAAGCAGUUCAUUUCUUUGUAAAGUAUUGCUUUUAAUGGUACAGUCCCACUUAAAAAUAUUGGUUCCUAGUGUGAUGUAUUUUUACCGUGUUUCACAGGACUCUGUAGCUAGAGUGCAUCGUGUGUGUGUGUGUUUGUCUUAGAACAAAGUAAAAUGAAUGCUUAAUGAUGCACUCUGCUGCAUACUGUCUGGAUCGGUCACUAUGCCAUGUAAGAGCCCAAGCCCUGUUUCAUCAGACAAACUGAAUUCGCCAUCUGCUUUUAGGUUAUGUAGCUGCAAUCUGUUAACAACUGUGUGCAACUGGUUUGUUCCAUGAAUCCAUUCACUGUAAAUAUUUGUAUGCAUGAAUGUACAAAAUUCUAGUAAGUUAAUAGUAAGGAAUGUGUAGAGUAAACCUAUUCCAAUAAAAACUGCAAUACCAUCA